This is a messenger RNA of Capsella rubella, 1470 nucleotides long. Its product is annotated as probable carboxylesterase 4, mitochondrial. The transcript has a single exon. The record is from RefSeq and is a predicted model, not a curated record. Gene Ontology annotation, molecular function: hydrolase activity. The coding region runs from base 193 to 1320 and encodes 375 amino acids. Lineage: Eukaryota; Viridiplantae; Streptophyta; Magnoliopsida; Brassicales; Brassicaceae.
UCAUGACAGAACACAACAAGACAAAACAUAUCUCAGAUGAAUGUGCCAACAAAAUUAGUCAAUUAGGAAAAAAAAAACACAUUCAAUCAAAAACUUAAACCGGGUCGGUUACUUAUUUUCAUGAAUUCCUUAUCCAGAAAGUACAUCUUUCUCUAGCUAUCAAUCUUCGCCGGAUAAAAGACUUCGGUAACCAUGCUCCGACGAAUCGCUUGUUCCUCCUCUUCAUUGGCUUCACAAACUCUCUUCUUCCGCUUAUUUCGUCAGAUCCCUCGCUCUUACACAUCACCGACAACAAUCGCUUUCUCCGGCCGCAACUUUAGUAGGUUAUCAACUCCAACCACUCUUCGUUGUAUCUGUUCACACUCUUCCUCUGAAAUAAUCUCCGAGCAUCCUCCGUUCAUCCGGGUUUACAAAGACGGUCGUAUCGAGCGUCUCGCCGGCACCGAAACCGUCCCGGCUUCUCUAAACCCACAAAACGACGUCGUUUCAAAAGACGUUGUCUACUCGCCGGAGCGUAACCUCUCCGCUCGUCUCUUCCUCCCUCACAAAACCACACAACUCUCCGCCAGUAGCAAACUCCCUCUACUUAUCUACUUCCACGGCGGAGCUUGGAUCAUAGAGUCACCUUUCUCCCCAAUCUACCACAAUUUCCUCACCGAGGUCGUCAAAUCCGCUAACUGCCUCGCCGUAUCUGUUCAAUACCGCCGUGCGCCGGAGGAUCCGGUUCCAGCGGCGUAUGAGGAUGCAUGGUCCGCGAUUCAGUGGAUUGCCUCACAUUCCAAUGGGUCUGGUCAAGAAGAUUGGAUUAACAAAUACGCCGAUUUCGACAGAGUUUACCUCGCCGGAGAUAGCGCCGGCGGUAAUAUAUCGCAUCACAUGGCAAUGAGAGCAGGUAAAGAGAACCUUAAGCCAAGAAUCAAAGGGACUGUGAUAGUUCAUCCAGCUUUUUGGGGAAAAGAUCCUGUCGAUGAACAAGAUGUGCAAGACAGAGAGAUCAGAAGCGGAGUUGCUGAGGUUUGGGAAAAAAUUGCGAGUCCGAAUAGUGUUGAUGGAGUGAAUGAUCCGUGGUUUAAUGUGGUUGGAUCCGGGUCGGAUUUUUCCGGGAUGGGAUGUGACAAGGUUUUGGUUGCGGUGGCUGGGAAAGAUGUGUUUGUUAGACAAGGAUUAGCUUACGCGGGGAAGCUGAAGAAGAGUGGGUGGCAAGGAACGGUGGAGGUUAUGGAGGAAGAAGGUGAAGAUCAUUGCUUCCAUCUCUUAAACCCUAGUUCUGAAAAUACUCCCAAGUUCAUGAAGAAGUUUGUGGAGUUUAUCUCCGGUUAAUGAAUCUCUAAAACUGUUCUUUUUAUUGUUCUGUCGUCAAAGUGUGAUGUGAAUACAUUUUUAUGUCUUCUUUGUGUUUUGUUUUGGUAAUCUGAUUUUAGGUUCAAGAAAUCAAAUAGAUGAAUGAGACUUGUGGUCCUUUUGUCUCUU